Messenger RNA from Pezoporus flaviventris, 1404 nucleotides. It is a transcript of the gene NECAP2, whose product is annotated as NECAP endocytosis associated 2. The transcript is spliced from 7 exons. The coding region runs from base 8 to 1006 and encodes 332 amino acids. Gene Ontology annotation, biological process: endocytosis. NCBI's taxonomy places the organism in Eukaryota, Metazoa, Chordata, Aves, Psittaciformes, Psittacidae. Gene Ontology annotation, cellular component: clathrin vesicle coat; membrane. The record is from RefSeq and is a predicted model, not a curated record.
CGGUACCAUGGAGGCGGCGGGGCAGAGCGGCGCCGCGAUGGCGGCGGCGGAGGAGGAGUACGAGGCGGUGCUGUGUGUGAAGCCGGCCGUGCACGUCUACCGCCUGCCGCCGCGGGCCUCCAACCGCGGGUACAGGGCUGCGGAGUGGCAGCUGGAGCAGCCGGCGUGGAGCGGCAGGAUGCGGGUCACGGCCAGGGGCAGCGUCGCCUUCAUCAAGCUGGAGGAUAAGAACACGGGAGAGCUUUUUGCCCAGGCACCAGUGGAGCAGUUCCCCGGCAUCGCUGUGGAGAGUGUGACAGACUCCAGCAGAUACUUUGUCAUCCGGGUCGAAGAUGGGAACGGCCGCCGUGCUUUCAUCGGAGUUGGCUUUGUUGACCGAGGGGAUGCCUUUGACUUCAACGUUGCUCUCCAGGACCACUUUAAGUGGGUGAAGCAGCAGAGCGAGCUGGCCAGGCAGGCCGAGAACCCCGAGCAGGGCCCCAAGCUGGAUUUGGGCUUCAAGGAGGGACAGACCAUCAAACUGAACAUUGCGAACGUGAAGAAAAAGGAAGGAGCAACCGGGACCACCAGACCCCGGCCUGUGGCUCCUGGGGGCCUGAGCUUGCUCCCACCACCUCCUGGAGGGAAACUUCCUUCUGGAGAGCGCCCGUCUUCACUCUCCAAUCCCACCCAGCUCCCAGGCACCCCCAUCACAGGUCAGCUUCAACCCAGACAAACACAGGCUGGGUUCAGUUCUGACCCCAUCCUCUCAGCUGCUCUUCCCUGCACGGGUGCUGGGAUCAUUGGGAUUCCUUCAGGACCAAAGCAGCAGCUUCGGGACACCCCGCUCCUGCCCUUAAAUCCUGCCUGGCAUCCAGAUCCUGCAGUGAAUGCCAGGAAGCAAACACACACGUGCCUUCAAACACUCCACACCGGUGCUCUCUGUCCUGGGGGGCGGAUCACAGGAAACCUCCCGAGGCUUCUCCAUUGGGAAGAACAAGCCAUCAUCUUCAUCACCUCCCCUUGAUCACAAGAUGGGCAUUGAGUGCUCCCAGCGCUGGUUUUCACUAGAGGUUUACGUGCUGGAGCUGCUCCAUGUGUAUUUGGGCUGGAAAAGCCCUUCCCUUGGCAGGAGCAUCCUCCUGGAUUCAUCUCACCUGCACGAUCCUGAUGAAUGCAACGCUGAGCGUCGCCCUGAUCUCUUCUUGAGUGCUUACCUCCACGGUGCAGGAGGUGGGGAGCUGGACCUCUGCCUUUCCAUGCUGAAAUUCCUCAUUUCUUGCUCGGGGAAGUUUGGUUUUCCCCCUCUCUUUUGGGAAGACACGGUUUUACCUCGUCAGUUGAUGAAGGACAGGACGUUGUUGGUCUCUUUGACAGAGCUGGGCUUGAGAUUCCUCUUUACACAAAUAAAUAUUUUCUUACCUA